CCGUUGCUGCCAAUGGCGCGAUUCCCGCAGCAGAGAGGACUCGUCUCGGCCCUUGCGGUGGGCCUUGCGAUGACCACGAGGGUGGCUUCUUUCAGGGCAUACUCUUCUGUCCGAUCUCUCUCCUCCUACCGACGACCAGCGGCUCGCCCCACCAACGGCCGUCCACUCGAUGGGGGAAGCAGAGCACCCGACCGGUGGGUCAACUCUAGAGCCGGGCAGCGGCCGCGCAUGAGCACCGCCGCCGCGCCGGCCGCCGCCGCGCCUGCUGUUGCGGUAGAGGUGGUGGAGAAGGAGGAGCUACCGACAAACGAGGGUUCGCCGGAGCUGUUGAAGAUCCGGCAUACAUCGGCGCACGUGAUGGCCAUGGCGGUGCAGCGGCUGUUUCCGGGGACGCAGGUUACGAUCGGACCCUGGAUCGACAACGGGUUUUACUACGACUUCUAUAACGAGGAGACGACGAUGACAGACUCUGACCUGAAGAAGAUCAAGAAGGAGAUGGACAAGAUCAUCAGACAGAAGCUCCCGCUCGUGAGAGAGGAAGUCACCAGGGAAGAGGCAAGAAGUCGCAUUGAGGCCUUGGGGGAACCCUUCAAGCUUGAGAUUCUGGACUCGAUCAAGACGGAGCCCAUCACGCUUUACCACGUGGGAGACCAGUGGUGGGAUCUGUGCGCCGGCCCCCACGUUGAAACAACUGGCGACCUUCCCCAGAAGGGCAUCGAGCUGCAGACGUUGGCCGGUGCCUACUGGCGCGGAGAUGAGAACAGGCCGGCGCUACAGCGUAUCUACGGCACCGCGUGGGAAAACCCUGCCCAGCUCAAGGAACACAAGCGGCGUAUGGUGGAGGCCAAGCGGCGAGAUCACCGCGUUCUGGGCAAGAAGCUCGACCUUUUUUCGCUACAGGAAGACGCCGGCGGUGGCCUGGUGUUUUGGCAUCCGAAGGGGUCGACUAUCCGAAUGCUGAUCGAGAACUUCUGGAAGGCCCAGCACCUCGAUAAAGGUUACGAGCUGCUCUACACUCCGCACGUAGCCAACCUCGACCUGUGGAAGACUUCCGGGCACUUCGACUUCUACAAGGACGGGAUGUUCGACCAGAUGGAUGUGGAGGGAGACCAGUAUCAGAUCAAGCCCAUGAACUGCCCCUUCCACUGCCUCGUGUACAAGGACGACCUUCGCUCUUACAGAGAGCUUCCGAUCCGUUGGGCCGAGAUGGGCACGGUGUACCGUUACGAACGAAGCGGCACUCUCCACGGGCUGAUGCGAGUGCGAGGCUUCACCCAGGACGACGCCCACAUCUUCUGCCUACCGGAGCAGCUGGAGGACGAGAUCAUCUCCGUGCUCGACCUGACAGAGGCGAUCUUGAGCCGAUUUGGUUUCGACAGGCGAGUGUGGGUUGGCGGUGUGGUGUUCAAGGUGACCAGGCGAUAA
Ectocarpus siliculosus is the source of this 1425-nucleotide messenger RNA. NCBI's taxonomy places the organism in Eukaryota, Phaeophyceae, Ectocarpales, Ectocarpaceae. The record is from the annotation of a GenBank genome assembly.